Messenger RNA from Elaeis guineensis (African oil palm), 2104 nucleotides. RefSeq lists its product as uncharacterized. NCBI's taxonomy places the organism in Eukaryota, Viridiplantae, Streptophyta, Magnoliopsida, Arecales, Arecaceae. Gene Ontology annotation, molecular function: protein binding. The record is from RefSeq and is a predicted model, not a curated record.
CCUCAAAUCUAUCCAUGCCUCCUGCCAAGGUCCAAGGGUUUUAGCCAUCUGGACCCCAUCGUAUAAAACCCCCCUCUCCUCCCCAAAACCUAACCAAAGUAGUAGGGUUUUCGACUCCUGGUUCUCUCUCGUUAUCAGGAGGAGGAGAGCACUCAUCAUAUCCCCAUGUCGUUGUACCGCCACCUCCUCCGCUCCCUCCACCGCGCCGCCGACCCACGGCCUCUCGUGAUCGCCCGCCCCUUCGCCUUUUCCUCCGCCGAGGAGGCCGCCGCAGAGCGGCGGCGGCGCAAGCGGCGCCUCCGCAUCGAGCCCCCCCUCCACGCCCUCCGGCGCGACCCUUCCACCCCGCCCCCACGCGAUCCCAACGCCCCCCGCCUCCCCGACUCCACCUCCGCCCUCGUUGGCCCCCGGCUUAACCUCCACAACCGCGUCCAGUCCCUCAUCCGUUCGGGGGACCUUGACUCCGCCUCCGGCACCGCCCGCCACGCUGUCUUCUCCUCCGUCCGCCCUACCGUCUUCACCUGCAACGCCGUCAUGGCCUCCAUGCUCCGCGCCCGCCGCCUCGACGACGUCGUCGCCCUCUUCACCUUCUUCUUCAACCAGUCCAACAUCGUCCCCAACGUCGUCUCCUACAACAUCCUCAUCAACACCCACUGCGACGCCGGCCGCGUUGAUACCGCCCUUGACGUCUACCGCCACAUCCUUGACCACGCCCCCUUCUCGCCCUCCCCGGUCACCUAUCGCCACCUCACCAAGGGCCUCGUCGACGCCGACCGCAUACAGGACGCCAUGGACUUCCUCCGCGAGAUGCUCAACCGUGGCCACGCCGCCGACUCCCUCGUCUACAACACCCUCAUGGCCGCCUUGAUCGACCGCGGCAACAUGGACAAGGCCCUUGAGCUCUUCGACGAGCUCCGCGAGCGCUGCCUCGUCUAUGAUGGCGUCGUCCACGCCACCCUUAUGGAGGGCUAUUGGAAGCGCGGUAUGGACAAGGAGGCCAUGGAGUCCUACCAGACCCUCCUUGACCGCCAGUUCAAGAUGAGCCCUGCCACCUGCAAUACCCUCAUAGAGACCUUGCUGAAGCACGACAAGCGGGCCGAGGCCAACAAGCUCUUCGAGCACAUGCUCGACAACCACACGCCUCCCAGCUUUGCCGCCAUCAACACCGACACCUACAAUCUCAUGGUGAAUCAGUGCUUCAAGGAAGGAAAGUUUUUGGAGGCCAUCGAGGUGUUCCACCGGACAGGGAAGAAGCCAUGCGUGAUGGAUGUCGGCUGUUUCAACAACAUCAUUGGAAAGCUCUGUGAAAAUGGCCUUCUUUCAGAAGCAGAGAAGCUGUUCGAAGAAAUGCCUGGGAAAUCGGUGAAUCCAGAUGCGGUGACCUAUGGGUUUUUGGUUGACACAUGUUUCAGAGAAGGAAAAGUGGAUGAUGCCGUGCGGUAUUUUGAGAAGAUGGUGAACACUGUAGAAGGGGCUCCAAAAGUUGAUGUGGGGUUCUACAACAAAAUGUUUGAUGUGUUGGUCAAGGCAGGAUCAAUCGGUCAUGCACUGGAGAUUUUUGGGAAGAUGGGGGAGAGAGCACUUAGGCCGGAUUCAGCUAGUUAUGAGAUUUUAGUUAGAGGGCUGUGCGAGGAAGGAAACCUGAACCAAGGACGGGAUUUGCUGGAGCAGAUGGUGAGGUGCAGAAUAACUGUGUCACCUGAGUUCCAUAGGUUUUUAUUGGAUGCUUUUGGUAAAGCAGGACGAGGUGAUGAGAUAGAACAUCUGUUCAUUGGGAAUGCAGGCAAUGUUCCUCCUCAAUUCCAACAGUAACUAAAAGAGCUUCACAGAUGUGUGAUACGUUCUCAUUAUCAUGGUCAAUUAGAUGGAAGCUAUUGUUGAGAAGAAACGCGAAGCAUUGUUUGCCACAGCUGUUCCAUCCACAAUAUAUCGUUGGACAUGCAACAUAACUUCACUUAUUUAUAUCCUCAUGAUUCAUCUGUAUACCUUUUUCAGUUUUUACAGCUCUAAUUCCUAAAAUUUGUUCCUACAUCUUGGUUAUGUAUGGGAUACCAUGAUUAGACCAUUAUAUGCUCUUGGUACAUAAAAAUAUUUUUGCUCCGGA